Camellia sinensis is the source of this 1326-nucleotide messenger RNA. The record is from RefSeq and is a predicted model, not a curated record. NCBI's taxonomy places the organism in Eukaryota, Viridiplantae, Streptophyta, Magnoliopsida, Ericales, Theaceae.
AUCCAAAUGUCUGACACUAUCGCUGGCUCUUGUCGAAAGCGGCCAGUUGCACCAUUCAUUUGUUACAGCCAGCAACAAUUCAAGGAAAUGCAAGGGCCAGACAACACUCGACGAAAAAUGACUAGAAAGGAGAUUGGGGAAAGGUGGAAGGCACUCCCCUCUGAUGAGAAAAAGAGGUUUGUCGAAAUGGCUAAGGCGAGCGCUGAGGAACACGCCAAAGUAGUACCAUGUGCACCGAAGUCUGAAAAGGGUAAAAGGCAACUCCGCAUAUCAUUGAAGUCAAUUGUUGAGCUAGUUAACCGGUUCAACGAAGCACAAAAGCAGGCAGUCAUUGACAUUGGGUUUGCUGGCCUCCUGGGGAUGAAGUGUACACGUAUAGAUCACGACUUGUGCGCAUGGUUGGUACAGAACUUCGAUCCUGACAGUAGUUCAUUGAAUGUUCAUGGUUGUCAAGUCAGGCUCACGUGUAAGGCAGUUAAUGUUUUAUUGGGAAUACGGUGUGAAGGCGAUGACGUGCAGUUGGCUGGGUCAUUGGAAGCAUAUCCCAAUAUCUACGAUGAGGUUGGAGUUGUUAACGGAGUCAUUCCUUUGAACAAGUUGAGACUUUAUCUGACCGAGACUGCUGGUGCGGAGGACGAGUUUCGGCGGAAAUUUGCGCUGUACGUGUUGGGGGCCAUGUUGUGUCCUACCACAAUGACCGGGUUGAAGCCAUCGUUCAUUCAUGCCGUGAAGGACGUGAAUCGUAUGCGAGCUUGUAAUUGGGCAAAGUUGACACUGCAAUUCCUUCACAACGGUGUUCGCAAGUAUAAAGGUCAUCGCGGUGCAACUGGAUGUGUUUUCCUGCUAAUGAAAUAAAUUUUGUGUGACUACCGUCAUGAAUUUAAGAACAAAGAGUACAGGGCAAAAAGUAUGCUGAACCUCAAUGGAGGAACCAAUUAAAACUACGUUGCGAAGAGGGGAACAUGUACAUAAAUUUUUUUUCUUGGUUUCAUCAAUAAAGUCCUUGGUGUGCUGUACAAUUUUUUCCCCAAAAAACAUUGCAUGAUAUGUGCCUAUAAAGUUGACAGCAUCCUCAACAAAAUCGGUAUGCUAUGUACGUUCCACUGCAAAAUUGAGAAUAAUGAAUGUCAUUGUUACUGAAUAUAGUUCAUUUCUGUGGGAAGAACAACUUAAUUAUGGUGUGCCCCUUAAUGUCCACAGCUGUUGUACCUUGAUUGUGUUUGUCUGAGCUCGACUACGACGCGGUCCACACCUCGGCUUCAUGAUUGGGGUGAUACCCAAAUACGGGAGACGCUGCGACGUAUCAGAAGGAAGCAAAAUUUCCCA